AUGUCCCACCAACACACACUCAAACUAUUUAACCUGCUCCCAGUAGGAUCAAAUAUCUCAACCUGAUGAAACUUUGGAUCAAUACUACUUACUUGCUUAAUAAUCCAAACUGUAACUGGGUUCUUCCUAGCAAUCCACUACACAGCCAAUAUUACCCUGGCCUUCUCAUCCAUCACCCACAUCUCCCGAGACGUUCCUUACGGCUGAAUCAUACAAAACACACACGCCAUCGGCGCAUCCCUAUUUUUUAUUUGCAUCUACACCCACAUUGCACGAGGAGUCUACUACGGAUCGUACCUCAAUAAAGAAGUAUGACUAUCAGGCACCACCCUCUUAAUCAUCCUAAUGGCCACUGCUUUCUUUGGCUACGUACUACCAUGAGGACAGAUAUCAUUCUGAGCAGCAACCGUAAUCACAAAUCUCCUAACCGCUGUCCCCUAUCUAGGAACAACCCUAACUACCUGAUUAUGGGGAGGCUUUGCAAUUAGUGACCCCACACUAACCCGAUUCUUUGCUCUCCAUUUCAUCCUCCCAUUCGCCAUUAUUUCAAUAUCUUCAAUCCACAUUCUACUCCUUCAUAAUGAGGGCUCCAGUAACCCCCUGGGGACAAACUCAGACAUCGACAAAAUCCCAUUUCACCCCUACCACUCCUACAAAGACACCCUUAUACUAACAACAAUAAUCACCCUACUAUUUAUCAUCCUUUCAUUCUACCCCAAUAUCUUAAACGAUCCAGAAAACUUCUCAAAAGCCAACCCCAUAACUACCCCCCAACACAUCAAACCUGAAUGAUACUUCUUAUUUGCCUACGGAAUUCUUCGAUCAAUCCCAAAUAAACUCGGCGGAGCCCUCGCCUUAGUCUUAUCCAUCACCAUCCUAUUCACAAUACCCUACACCCACACCGCCCACACUCGAUCUAUAAUAUUCCGACCCUUCAUACAACUCACAUUUUGAUCUUUUAUUACCACAUUCACUAUUAUCACUUGAGCCGCCACCAAACCAGUAGAACCGCCAUUCACAGAAAUCGGACAGCUAGCCUCAAUUCUAUACUUCAUAUUCUUUGUAGCCAAUCCAAUACUGGGCCUAACAGAAAACAAAAUCUCAAAUCUUACCU
Protobothrops mucrosquamatus (brown spotted pit viper) is the source of this 1114-nucleotide messenger RNA. Lineage: Eukaryota; Metazoa; Chordata; Lepidosauria; Squamata; Viperidae. The record is from the annotation of a RefSeq genome assembly.